Messenger RNA from Ilex paraguariensis (yerba mate), 1134 nucleotides. The record is from the annotation of a GenBank genome assembly. Lineage: Eukaryota; Viridiplantae; Streptophyta; Magnoliopsida; Aquifoliales; Aquifoliaceae.
AUGGCGUUCUCAGAGAACUAUCGCCAAUCUCUCAUCCCAAGCUUCAUCUACUCGUCUUCAUCAGCAUCCAAGAAGCUCAUAGAUAUGGAUCACUUGAUGUCGAAUCGGAACAUUAUGUUGAAUUCUUCAUCUUCACCGUCUAUUUCAUCUAAUGGAGGAGUAACGUCGUCGAAGAAGAGCUUCGUGAUCCCAGCUCCGAACGAGCCAGGUAAGAUCGAGAUGUUCUCGCCGGCAUACUACGCCGCGUGCACCGUCGGUGGAGUCUUCAGCUGUGGACUUACUCACACGUCCGUCACCCCUCUCGAUCUUGUCAAGUGUAACAUGCAGAUUGACCCUGCAAAGUACAAGACCAUUUCUUCUGGUUUUGGAAUAUUGCUCAAGGAGCAGGGAAUUAAAGGUUUGUUUAGGGGCUGGGUGCCAACCUUGCUUGGUUACAGUGCACAGGGCGCAUGCAAGAUGGGAUUUUAUGAAUUUUUCAAGAAGUACUAUUCCGAUAUUGCUGGUCCUGAGUAUGCAGCCAAGUACAAAACUUUGAUCUAUCUUGCGGGAUCUGCAUCUGCUGAGGUGAUUGCUGAUGUUGCCCUCUGUCCCUUUGAGGCAGUGAAGGUUCGUGUCCAGACUCAGCCUGGGUUUGCCAGAGGUCUGUCAGAUGGCCUUCCAAAGUUUAUCAAGUCUGAAGGCGCUCUUGGGCUUUAUAAGGGGAUUGUUCCUCUUUGGGGACGACAGAUUCCAUAUACAAUGAUGAAGUUUGCAUCUUUUGAGACUAUUGUGGAGCUCCUUUACAAGUACGCUAUCCCAACUCCAAAAGAACAGUGUAGCAAGCCUUUUCAGCUUGGAGUGAGUUUUGCUGGUGGAUAUGUUGCGGGUGUAUUCUGUGCCAUCGUAUCACACCCUGCUGAUAACCUGGUCUCUUUUCUCAACAAUGCCAAGGGGGCAACUGUGGGUGAUGCUGUGAAGAAGAUGGGCUUAUGGGAACUGUGUACUCGUGGUCUUCCUCUUCGUAUAGUCAUGAUCGGAACCCUUACUGGAGCUCAGUGGGGUAUCUAUGAUGCUUUUAAAGUUUUUGUUGGGCUGCCAACUACUGGAGGUGUGGCUCCUGCUCCUGCUCCUGCUGCUGUGUCCGCGAAGAUGUGA